Molecule: messenger RNA, 2596 nt
Organism: Ornithorhynchus anatinus (platypus)
Lineage: Eukaryota; Metazoa; Chordata; Mammalia; Monotremata; Ornithorhynchidae
Gene: TXNDC5
Product: thioredoxin domain containing 5
Exons: 10
Coding region: 115-1398 (427 amino acids)
Biological process (GO): protein folding
Cellular component (GO): endoplasmic reticulum
Molecular function (GO): protein disulfide isomerase activity
Source: RefSeq, a predicted model, not a curated record
CCCCCUGCUCCUCCGCGUAGGCCUCCCCCUGCUCCUCCGUGCGGGCCUCCUCCUCCGUGCAGGCCUCCUCGUGCGGCCCCGGUCCGUGCCGCAGCAGGGUGGUGCGGGAGAAGGAUGUGGGGCUGGUGGGCGCGGUGGCCCCGCCUGCGUCUGGCCGUGCUGCUGCUCCUCAGCGGGGGCGGCUGGUCCGGCUGGUCCGGCUGGUCCUGCUGGCCCGGGGCCCGGGCGGAGGGCGGCCCGGAGGCGGCGGCGGCGGCGGCGGCCGAGGAGGAGCAGGACCCCCACGCCAAGCACUUGUACACGGGAGAGAUGUUCAGCCACGGCAUCGAGAGCGCCGCGCACUUCGUCAUGUUCUUCGCGCCCUGGUGUGGGCAUUGCCAGCGAUUGCAGCCAACAUGGAAUGAACUAGGGGAUAAAUACAACAAGCUGGAAAAUGCCAAGGUCUAUGUGGCUAAAGUGGAUUGCACUGCAGAUACUGAAGUGUGUUCUGCACAGGGGGUUAGAGGCUAUCCCACUUUGAAGUUGUUUAGACCUGGCCAAGAAGCUGUGAAGUAUCAGGGAUCCAGGGAUUUCCAGACACUGGAAAACUGGAUGUUACAGACCCUAAGUGAGGAACCAAGUACUCCAGAACCUCCAGUGGAACCCCCUAAAGCCCCUGAACCUAAACAGGGACUGUAUGAGCUUUCAGCAGCCAAUUUCAAAUUGCACACUACAACAGGAAACCACUUUAUCAAGUUCUUUGCCCCUUGGUGUGGCCACUGCAAGGCCCUGGCCCCGACCUGGGAGCAGCUGGCUUCGAUCUUUGAACAUUCUGAAACGGUCAAGAUUGGCAAGGUUGACUGUACACAGCAUUAUGAACUUUGUUCUGGAAACCAAGUGCGUGGCUACCCCACCCUUCUCUGGUUUAAGAAUGGCGAAAAGGUCGAUCAAUACAAAGGAAAGCGGGAUUUGGACUCACUGAAAGAAUAUAUUGACUCACAACUACAAAAUGCUGAUGAUGCCCCAGAGGCUCCCAAACCUUCUGAAAUCCCACCAGAGGGUGCUGAGCCCACUCAGGAUGAGGUCAACAUGCUGUCUCUCACCGAAAAUGACUUUGAUAAGACUGUUGCAAAUGGGAUAACUUUCGUCAAGUUUUAUGCUCCAUGGUGCGGGCACUGUAAGAAGUUAGCUCCUACUUGGGAAGAGCUGUCAAAAGAGCAAUUCCCUGGGCUGACAGAUGUCAAAAUAGCCAAGGUGGACUGCACCGCUCAACAUGCCAUCUGCAGCAAAUUCUCAGUGCGCGGCUAUCCGACGCUGCUGCUCUUCCGGGCAGGAGAGAUGAUCAAGGAACACAGUGGAGCCAGAGACCUCGAAACCCUGCACAGUUUUGUUCUGCGCCAGGCCAAAGACGAACUGUAAAAAUACUGGGAGUCACCUUCCCUGGCGGCUCUCCCACACCCUAUUUGCAGGAGUUAAAUCAUGUCAGUGUUACCGCAUUUCAAAUGGCGGUUAUUUGGAAUGUUCUAAAUUUGUGGUAGCUUCUGUGUGUAGUGUUUUUUUUAAGCCAACACACUGUACUGAUUCUCUACUAAGUUUGUCUAGGUAAAUGUGUCACAAACAGCCACCGUGCAGAAUAUUUUCAGAAGCACGACGUCAUGUUGCCCUUUGACUGUCCCCCAAUGAAAUUUAAAUGGAUUCUUUUGAGACUUAAAGGUGAGGAGAGUCAAGCCUAAGGAAAUUGGUUAACUACUUUGUUGGUUCCAGGAUGAAUUGGAUCAAAAGCCUCACUAUCCGUGGUCAGCACCCAAACUGCCCAGGAUUACUAGAAAGGCACAAGCCUCAGUUUUACAAAAACUGCCUUUUAAACAAAAGUUUACAGCUUAAUUUUGCUCCGCUCUAGAUCUUGAAAAGAACAAGAAAAAAAAUCUGCCCUGUUGGAUAAUGUCAGCCCACUAUUAAAUGUUUCCCAUUCAUAUUUUUCUCUGUGUGGGACACUAGCCAUAAUGACAUUAAUGGUACUUUUAAUCUGUGCCUGAAUAAGAUAAUACCGAUGCCAUAAGAGUGUGUAUGUGUGUGUGUGUGAGUCUGUGUGUGUGUGUGUGUGUGUGUGAAAGAGAGAGAGAGAGCACACCAUGCAUGCCAGGUUAAUUUACUAACUGUUCAAGAACAUAUCUAUUAUUAAUGAAGCGGAAAUUUGCACACCUUCAUUGUGUUUAAAAGAAGAUGGAGUAUAGACAUUCUCAAACUUUAAAGUUUGAUGAACCUUCCAACUUGUCAAGAGCAGAAUAAAAGGAUCAGACAACCUUUUGGUAAAAAUCUCUACUGGAAAAUGUUAAAAUGGCUGUCUUAGAGAAACCUUUUCUUAAGGGUCUCUAAUACGAUUGGUUUACUUAGUCUGAAUAUAAUCCUUAUUCACGGGGAAAGUGCCAGUCCUAGAAGUACUUACAGCUUCAGAAGGUGGUGGUCUCUACUCACUUGUCCAGCUAGCCCCAACUAUUAAGGCACAGCUGAGGUGAAGUGCAGCUGAUUCUGUUGAACUGAAACAGCCCUCUUUAGAGAUUUUCCAAAAGCCAUUUUAGAACAAUGAAUACACAGACUCUGUUGUGCUGCUGAGGAG